AACAGUCACCACGUGAGAGCAGCAGAGCUUCUUUGUAACUUCCGUUCCGGCUCGUGUGACGUAUGCGGAAGCUGUAAGCAUCAUGUCCGUUUGUUUCAACUGUGAGCGCACUGCUGUUGUUAUUUAUGCUUCAGUCCGAACAAUUCAGAAAGUGUUCAGCUGAAGCGCCUGCGUCCAUAAUGACGUCCAUCGUCAACGACACGGCCGAAGCUGUGGAUCUGUGUCCGGAGUACAACCUCUACCUGAAGCCCAUCGCCAAAAUGACCAUCAGCGUGGCUCUUCCUCAUCUCAAGAUGCCGGGCAAGUCCAUCUCCAACUGGGAGGUGAUGGAGAGGCUGAAGUCCAUGGCGCAGCCGGACCAGUUCUCUUCGCUCCGCAUCUCCAAGAGCACCAUGGACUUUAUCCGCUUCGAAGGCGAGGUGGAGAACAAGAGCGUGGUUAAGCGCAUCCUGACCAAACUUGAGGGAAAGAGCAUCAAACUCAGUGGAUUCACGGACGUCCUGAAAGUGCGCACGGCCGAGAACAAAGCCGACUUCCCGACGCGCCACGACUGGGAUUCGUUCUUCCGGGACGCCAAAGACAUGAACGAGACGGUUCCCGGAGAGCGGCCGGACACCGUCCAUCUGGAGGGGCUUCCAUGCAAGUGGUUCGCACAGAAGGACGGCUCUCCCGACAAGCCUUCGGAGACGGUGCUCAAAACCGUUUUCGAGCGGUUCGGCAAGAUUCGGAACGUCGACAUUCCCAUGCUGGAUCCCUACCGUGAAGAGAUGACCGGGAAGAACUUCAACACGUUCUCGUUCGGAGGACACUUGAACUUUGAAGGAUACGUGCAGUAUCUGGAUCACACGGGCUUCGUCAAAGCCAUGGACUCUCUGAGAGGGAUGAAGCUGAUGUUUAAAGGGGAUGAUGGGAAGGCGGUGGCCUGCAGUAUCAAGGUGACCUUUGACACGACGAAACACCUGAGUGAUUCCUCACUGAAGAAACGACAGCAGGAGCGACUGAAACUCCAGGAGCUGGAGAAACAACGAGAGGAGCAGAAACGCAGAGAGAAAGAGGAAGAGGAGCGGCGGAAGGAGGAAGAGAGAAAACAGCGUGAGCAGGAGGAGCAGGAGAAGGAGAGGAGGAGGGAGGAGAAACUGCGCAAACGAGAGCAGAAGAUGAAGGAGAAAGAGGAGAAGAAGAACCAGAAGAAAAUGAAGAAGCAGCAGGAGGAAGAACAGAAGAAGCUGCACCUGAAGAUCGCCAUGGAGGAGAGGAAACUGCUGCUGGCUCAGAGGAACCUGGAGUCCAUCCGGCUCAUCGCCGAGUUACUGAGCCGAGCAAAGAGCCUGAAGCAGCAGCAGCUGGAGCAGCAGAAGGCGGAGCUGGCGCGGCUGCAGCAGCUGGAGGAGCGCAGACGGCAGCAGGAGGAGGAGCUGCGGCGCGUGGAGGCCGAGAAAGCACGCGCGCUGGAGCUCCAGAGGAAAGAGCGCGAGCUGCGCGACAGACUGCUGGGAAACCUGCUGAAGAAGAGCACCAACACAGACGGCCAGGACGAGAACGCUCUCACCUGCGACAACACCGUUAUCGACCUGGAUCUUCAGAUCUGCGACGCGCCGACGCAGGUGAACGGCAUGUCGCCCAAAGUGGACGAGAUCAAUCCGGCAUCCCUGGUGAAGCCGGACAACCAGGACAGCAAACCGAAGAAACAGGAGAACGUUGAGGAGCAGAAAGUCGCAGCAGACGGCGACAGACGUGAGCGCAGCAAUCACGCGCGGCGCCGCAGCAGCGGGAGGCGCAGUCACAGUCGAAACGGACGGAGGCGCGGCCGCGAGCGCAGCGGCAGUUACAGGAGGAGCAGGAGCCGAACGACGCGACACAGGCGUCACGGAGCGAGUCCGGAGCACCGCAGGAAGUACAGUCACGGCCCGAGCAGCAGCAAGAGCCGCAGCAGCAGCCGCAGUCGCAGAGGAAGCAGCAGCAGGAGUCGCUCAUCCAGUCGAGGACGUGGACGACACUCGCACCACCGGUCCAGACGAUACUGACGAUACUGAGAGAAACAGAAGAAGAAAAACCUACAGUGUGAGAAACACGUCCUGGUCACAUUCACCACAAAAUAUAAAGGAAAAUAAGAAAUUAUCUUUUGCAUAAAGAAAAUGAGGCCUGAUUUAAGAUCAAUAAGAUUUUAUUUUAACUUUCAUUAUUUUUCCCCUUUUCACCAUACACUUUUCAUAAUGAAAAUUAAACUUAUUUUAGGAUUUUUUUUUUUUUAAGAAUUUUUUUCCCCUUAAAAACAUGUAGUCAUUAAUUUAUAUAUAUAUAUAUAUGUAUUCAUUAUUUACUUUAUUUUAAUUUUUGCAGCAAAUUAUAUUUUUCAUAGAGAAAAGUUUUAGGAUCAAUAAGUUUUUAUUUUUAUUUUUCCUAGCAAAUAUUUUUUUUCCCAUAAACAUGGAGCCUGUUUUAGGAGUCGGACCAUUAAGAUUUUAUUUUUUUAUUUUUCCCAGCAAAUUAUAGUUUUCAUAAUGAAAAUUAGGACUAUUUUAGGAUUGUACUUUUUUAUUUUUCCCAGAUUUUUUUUUUUUUUUUUUUUCCCCAUAAAAGACAUGAAGCCUGUUUUAGGAUAAUUACGUUUUUAUUUUUCCAUUAUUUUUAUUUUUAUUUCACAGCAAAUUAUAUUUUUCAUAAAGAAAAUGAGUUUUAGGAUCAAUAAAAUUUUAUUUUUUAUUUUUCCUCGCAAAUAAUUUUUUUUUCCAUAAACAUGAAGUCUGUUUUAGGAGUCGGACCAUUAAGAUUUUUAUUUUUAAAUAAAAUAAAAAUUUUAUUUAAAGAUAAGGAUUAUUUCAUUUGAGCACAUUUUUCCUCAACUUUUCAGCGUAAUAUCUGUAAUGCAUCCAUAUAUUAUAUAUAUAUCCAUAUAUUUUGCUUUUUGAAUUUGAGAUUCUUAUUAGAUUCUUUAAAUUUUAAUAGUACAAUUUACUGAAUUGCAGCAUAAAUUAAAAGCAGUAUAAAAAAUAAACACCAUGAUGUAUAACUAAUAUAUUAUUACCUUUUUAUAUUAGUUUUAUUAAAAAAAAAAAGUCACCUACAAAACAAUCCCUAAAUAUUGUCUCUAAUUAGAGGUCUCAUUUUCUUUAAACAGAUAAUUUCUCUCUCUCUCUCUCUCUCUGUCUCUCUCUCUCGAUUUUAUGGUGAAUGAUGACCUGGACAUGUUCUUGAUCAGUUUGUAAGAUUCACUGCUUGAAUUAAACGCUACAGUAUCAUGACCUUAUUUGACUGUAUUUUUCCUGUUGGUAUCACGUUUUCUUGUUUAAGUUUGCCUUAUGAAGACUGAAGCUUUGUUAUAGUCUGUGCCACAGUUUUCUUUAGGAUUGUUUGGUUCAGCGUUAUUAUUCUCCAUAGACUACAAUCCUUGGUUUAUGACUUGAAUUUGACUUUGUUGAAAGAGUUUAUUAUCUGUUUAUUUCAAGCAUCUCAAUGCAGUUUUAUAUAGGACUCUCAACCUUUGUAGAAGUUGGAUGGAUAGCCGUCAUUUUUUAAUGGGGAAUCCAACUUUGUUUUCCUCGGCACAAGCACAGUACUUGAUUGAGGUUGAAAACGCACAUGUAAAGUCACUAUAGACUGUUUUAUGGCAGACGCGCCACUGAAGGACAUGUUUGUAAUUCGUAUUAACUCAAGUUACCUUCCUGGCAGGUCUCAAUAAAGCAGUGCUUUGGAUCCUA
Messenger RNA from Ctenopharyngodon idella (grass carp), 3698 nucleotides. It is a transcript of the gene akap17a, whose product is annotated as A kinase (PRKA) anchor protein 17A. Bases 126 to 2024 code for a protein of 632 amino acids. The record is from RefSeq and is a predicted model, not a curated record. Gene Ontology annotation, molecular function: nucleic acid binding. The transcript has 5 exons. Lineage: Eukaryota; Metazoa; Chordata; Actinopteri; Cypriniformes; Xenocyprididae.